AUGCUUCGCAUGCAGAAUAAUCAGGUUGAGAAAAAAGUGCAGGCGCGGGUUGAGAAAGUGCUCAAAACUAGGAGAAGAGAGCGAUUUACAGGAAGAACACCCAUAGCCAGUAUUCCGCAAGGAGUCCACAUCCCUGUUGAGGUUCUCAGCUGGAACCAAUUCUGCAGCGAUUAUGCUAUGGACUCUGGUAUCACUUUCUUCAACAUACUCCCCAGGUAUUAUACUGACAGCGCACCGACGUGUUGCCGGGAAGCGGUGCACGCUGUAACGCUAGCUAGCUUGGCCCGCAAAUUGCGUGAGUCGGAACUGAUGGCUCGAGCGAGACAGCACUACAGCAAAGCGAUUGCGGCACUGAAUAUCGCUCUGAACGACCCGGUUUUGACUGCGGAGGAUUCUGUUCUGGUUACUCUGCUGUUGUUUUCACUCUUUGAGGUGAGCUUCGCUCUCAGGCUUUUCCCUCUCAGAAUCUCUAGAGUGAGCUUAUUGAUCUGA
Messenger RNA from Aspergillus oryzae RIB40, 492 nucleotides. RefSeq lists its product as uncharacterized. NCBI's taxonomy places the organism in Eukaryota, Fungi, Ascomycota, Eurotiomycetes, Eurotiales, Aspergillaceae. The transcript has a single exon. The coding region runs from base 1 to 492 and encodes 163 amino acids. The record is from RefSeq and is a predicted model, not a curated record.